GGGCUCAUUCGCGAGUGCAAGUUGAUCCUCUCGGAACGGCUGAUCGGGGGAAUAUAAUAUAGUCACGAAACGCACGUAAUGUGGGCCGUGGAUUGUGAGCUGUGAAAUUUUCUAGUGAUUAGUGCGCGUUGAAAAACAAGUGUCCAAAAUGAUUAAACAGUUGUUCCUAGUGAUCUCAUUUCUGUACUUCGUGUACUCCGCUCCGCAAGCGGAGAAAUAUGAGGCGUAUCAGUAUCAGUAUGAAGUUAAGGAUCCGGAAAAGAAGCUGUUCUUCGAUAAAAACGAAGCUGGAGAUGCUGGUGGCAAGGUCUCCGGCAAGUACUCGGUCUGGCUACCGGACGGACGGCUCAUGACGGUCAAGUACAGCGUCGACAAGGAAAGCGGUUACAUAUCCGAUGUUGACUUCCAGGAAAAUGCAAAUCCUCUUUCGGGUUAGGACUAGCGAUGUGAAACAAACAAACCACGGAUCACGGAAACGGGCGGAGUGUUCUAUUUUACCUACACCAGUACUAGUUUUUUUUUAAAGAGCAGCGUAGUUAGUAGCAUUGAGCGGUUCACGAACUAACAUCAUCGUAUAAACGAAAAAAAAAAAACCAUCCACGGGAGAGUGACAACCAUCAUCU
Molecule: messenger RNA, 623 nt
Organism: Wyeomyia smithii (pitcher-plant mosquito)
Lineage: Eukaryota; Metazoa; Arthropoda; Insecta; Diptera; Culicidae
Product: pro-resilin-like
Exons: 3
Coding region: 149-436 (95 amino acids)
Cellular component (GO): extracellular matrix
Source: RefSeq, a predicted model, not a curated record